AAUAGCUGUGGCUGCGGUACGGCCUGGCGGCAUGGCAGCUUCGCGGGACAGGGAGGCGGAGGGGCGGAAUGACCACAGAGAUUAUAUUUUGGAACCACUUUCCCUGCCAGAAAGUCCAGGUGGCACUUCUGCUGAAGAAGAAUCUCCAUCUGUGCCUUGUCUAUUCUGUGAAGAAUAUUCUCCAGUAUCAGAACAAAACCAAAUUCUGAAACACAUGAUCUUAGAACACAAACUUGUCAUAGCAGAUGUCAAGCUGAUUGCAGAUUUUAGAAGAUACUUAUUGUACUGGAAGAAAAGAUUCACAGAACAGCCGAUUGCUGACUUCUGUUGUAUAAUAAGAACAAAUUCUGAAGCAGCUUUAGAGGAUCAGGACAAUUAUUUUCUUUUAUGUGAUGCCUUACCUGAAGACAGGGAACUAAGGGAGAAGCUUCAACAACAGAGACUGAAAGAUAUUCUGGAGCAACAGCAGCAAGAAAGAUAUGAUUCAGAUUUUCAUGGCAUAUGCAUGUUUUGUGACAGGCUUUUUUUGGGCAACAGAUCGGUCCUUCUCAAUCACAUGGCAAAUGAUCAUGCAUUCAGUAUUGGAUUGCCAGAUAACAUUGUGAACUGUAAGGAGUUUUUGAAUGUUCUUCAGAAAAAACUUGACAGUCUCCAGUGUUUAUACUGUGAAAAAACAUUUCGGGAUAAGAACAAACUCAAGGAUCAUAUGAGGAAGAAGCAGCAUCGUAGAAUCAAUGCCAAAAACCAAGAAUAUGACAAAUUUUAUAUUAUUAAUUACUUGGAAUUUGGGAAGUCCUGGGAACAGGUUCAGUCAGAAGAUGAUCGAGAAUUGUUCCACAAUCAAGAAGAGGACUGGUGUGAUUGGGAAGAACAUCCUGUUUGUGCAGUCUGUCUCUUCUGUGAAAAGCAGACUGACACCACAGAAAAACUCUAUGUUCACAUGGAGGAGGCUCAUGGAUUUAACUUGCAAAAAAUUAAGUCUGAGCAUGAUCUGAAUUUCUAUCAGCAAGUGAAACUAGUGAACUUCAUCAGGAGACAAGUCCACCAAUGUCAGUGUUAUAAGUGUGAGAAGAAAUUCCAGUUGAAAAAAGAGUUAAUACAUCAUUUGGAAGAUAGCAAACAUAUAGCAGCCCUGCCCGACAGAUCUGUUUGGGAUCAACCACAGUACUAUUUUCCUACGUAUGAAAAUGAUACUCUUCUCUGUACACUUUCUGACAAUGAGGAUGAACUGACAGCUGAAAAACGAAGAGAAAUCAUACCUAUCAUUAGUGAGGAUGUUCUGAACAUAGAGGCUUUGAAACAUAGAAGUGUGUUAAAUCAGCUUCUUCGUGAGGAGUUAAAUAAUGUAGAAACAUGACUAUAAUGAAAAAAAUUAACUGGUUUUCUGUAAU
This is a messenger RNA of Candoia aspera, 1391 nucleotides long. RefSeq names its product zinc finger protein 277 (gene ZNF277). The transcript is spliced from 12 exons. NCBI's taxonomy places the organism in Eukaryota, Metazoa, Chordata, Lepidosauria, Squamata, Candoiidae. The record is from RefSeq and is a predicted model, not a curated record. The coding region runs from base 32 to 1357 and encodes 441 amino acids.